AUGGCAAGUCCCUCCUCCUCCGCAGCAGAUCCAGCUCAACACAAAUACCUCCAAUGCCUAACGAACCAUUCAUCCACUCCAAUCUCUCAAGCAAUAUACUUCCCCACCGACCCUCUCUACACCUCCACUCUCGAAUCCAACAUUCGCAACCUCGUUUACGCCUCCGAUUCCACCCCGCGCCCACUCUUCAUCGUCGCCGCGACCCACGUCUCCCACAUCCAAUCCACCAUCCUCUGCUGCAAAGCCCACGGCCUCCAGCUCCGAAUCCGCAGCGGCGGCCAUGAUUUCGACGGCCUCUCCUACGUCUCACCCUCCCCCUUCGUCCUCCUCGAUCUGUUCAAUCUCCGGUCAGUUACCAUCGAUGUCGAAUCCGAGACAGCCUGGGUCAAUUCCGGCGCAACUCUCGGCGAGCUCUACCACGAGAUCGCCGGGAAUAGCAAGAUCCUUGGGUUCCCCGGUGGGGUUUGCCCCACCGUCGGCGUCGGCGGGUUUCUCAGUGGAGGGGGGUACGGCAACUUGAUGCGAAAACACGGAUUGUCGGUGGAUAAUGUUGUUGACGCGAUCAUCGUCGAUUCCGAUGGGAGGGUUUUGGAUCGGGAAGCUAUGGGGGAGGAUCUUUUCUGGGCGAUUAACGGCGGCGGCGGCGCGAGCUUUGGGGUUAUCGUCUCCUGGAAGAUUAGGUUAGUCCCUGUCCCCGAAACCGUCACCGUUUUCAGAGUCGAAAGGACGUUGGAGCAAGGAGCAUCCGACGUUGUUCACAAAUGGCAGCUCAUCGCCGAUAAACUGCACGAAGAUCUGUUCAUCAGGGUCGUGUUAAUCCCGGUUCCGAUAACCAGCGGCGAUGAAGAGAAAUUCACGAUAAAGGCAAAAUUCAAUGCUCUGUUUCUGGGGAAAACAGAGAGGCUGAUGGGUUUAAUGGACCACGAGUUUCCUGAACUGGGUUUGUCUCCGGCGGACUGUCUGGAGAUGAGCUGGAUUGAAUCGGUGCUUUUUUGGUCCAAUUAUCCACCUGAAACGUCGACAGAGGUUCUCCGGGAUAGACAUCCGAAGCCGGAGAAAUUCGUGAAGAAGAAAUCGGAUUACGUGCAGGAGCCAAUUUCCAAGGAGGGUUUGGAAGCGAUGUGGGAUAAGAUGAUUCAGCUCCGGAAACCCAUCCUCACAUUCAACCCUUACGGCGGCAGAAUGGGGCAGAUUUCAGAAAAGGACACUCCUUUCCCACACAGAGCAGGGAACUUGUACAAGAUUCAGUACUCUGUGACAUGGAAAGAGGAAGGGACGGAAGCAAGGCAGGAGAAUCUGGGGAGAAUGACGAGUAUGUACGAAUUUAUGACGCCGUUCGUAUCGAAAUCGCCGAGGUGUUCGUAUCUGAAUUACAGGGACGUGGAUUUGGGGGUGAAUGGGGAUUUGGACAUCGGCACCGUGAAGCGCGGUAGUAAGAACAGCUACGCCGAAGGGAAGGUGUACGGCGAUAAGUAUUUUGAUGGGAAUUUCGAGAGGCUGGUGAAGGUGAAAACUGCUGUCGAUCCUAACUAUUUCUUUUGGAAUGAACAGAGCGUCCCUGUGCUUCCAGGUAAGGUGGAGCUCUAA
Messenger RNA from Linum tenue, 1587 nucleotides. The record is from the annotation of a GenBank genome assembly. Lineage: Eukaryota; Viridiplantae; Streptophyta; Magnoliopsida; Malpighiales; Linaceae.